This is a messenger RNA of Epinephelus lanceolatus (giant grouper), 2731 nucleotides long. Its product is annotated as ephrin-A5b-like. Gene Ontology annotation, biological process: regulation of actin cytoskeleton organization; regulation of cell-cell adhesion; axon guidance. Gene Ontology annotation, cellular component: plasma membrane; external side of plasma membrane. The record is from RefSeq and is a predicted model, not a curated record. Gene Ontology annotation, molecular function: ephrin receptor binding. Lineage: Eukaryota; Metazoa; Chordata; Actinopteri; Perciformes; Serranidae.
UGGCCGCAGGAGCCAGAGCGCUGCAGACUUGCUUUGGUUCCUCCACAUUGAUAACACCGCUUUCUCGUGCGCUCUCGGUGAUGUGGCGGAGCAGCUCGUCAGGGGACGUUUAACCCGGAGAGUGUGCGCGUUUACGCAGAGGUUUGAUUUACUGCGUGUGUUGCUUUGCUGUUGUUGCUCGGCAGGGCAGCUGCGGGUUCAGCCGGAGCUGGAGCUGCUGAUUUCUUCUUUCUUGGCUUCUUGGUUGAUUCGCAGCGAACAAGGAGGAGAGAUCCGGAGCUGCUGGAGAGACUGACGGCACAAGGACUGCGCUUCUCUUCUCUUUCUCUUUAUAUUGUGGAACAUUCAUCCUCUGGUUUUUCUUUUUUUUUUUUAUCCACUGCGUACCUUGUCUUCUCUUCUCUGUGGGAAAUUCAAGACGAGUUGGAGAAACUGUUCGCUGCGCUGCGCGGAGUUGAGUCGGAGGAAGAUUGUUCAGGCAGAAAUAUUGUGGAUUUCCAGCGUCUCUUUACGACUUUAAGUAGAACUGGUUUUCAUUAAAGUGAAGGGAGAGUGAGUGUUUGGUGCAAAGUAAUUGAUCGGACUGUCAAAACGCAGACUGAACGAGAAACAGCUGUUUUACAACAACAGAUAAAUAUUGCUUUAGAUGUGUUGUAAACACGGAGGACACAUCGAGGCUGCAUCUGUGAGGGAAUAAAAAGCGCAAAGUGGACUCUCCUCACAACAUCUCACCACCAGAAUCCUUAAAACCUGAACCAGAGGAGGGACUGUAAUCCAUUUAUCUUCACCGGAGUUCCAGAGCAAAUAUGCCGCAGGUGGAAAUGAUCCUCUUCCUCAUCCUCAUCAUUGUGAUGUGUGUGUACGGCCAGGACCCGGCUUCUAAGGUGGUGUCCGACCGCUACGCCGUCUACUGGAACCGGACCAACCCCAAGUUUUACCGGGGUGAUUACCACAUCGACGUCUGCAUCAACGACUACCUUGACGUCUACUGUCCACACUACAUAGGCCCGGUUUCAGACGAGCGGGCCGAACGCUACGUCCUCUACAUGGUGAACUACGACGGCUACAGCUCCUGCGACCACACUGCGAAGGGCUUCAAACGCUGGGAGUGCAACAGGCCUCUGUCGCCGAACGGACCGCUGAAGUUCUCGGAGAAGUUCCAGCUCUUUACUCCAUUCUCUUUAGGCUUCGAGUUUCGCCCUGGAAGAGAGUAUUACUAUAUCUCCUCCAUCACUGACGACAAGGGAAGAAGGAGCUGCCUUCGACUCAAAGUCUUCGUCAGGCCUCAAAACAAUUGUGUGAAAAACUCUGGGACCGUGCAGGAAGGGGUCGAUUUUGAGGACAACAGUCACAACUCUCUAGAACCCAGAGACGGCAUCGGUCAUGAGUCGCCAGAGCCGGCUCGAAGGGAUGUUAACUCCGCCGGUCGACGCCAGACUUCAGUCGCCCUGCUCAGCUCUGCCCUCAUACUCCUGGCUGCCAUCUUGUCUUUAUAGCGCCCAGUCUGAGGAUUCCCCCUAGGAAUGGACUGCCCUGAUUGGACCACAGGCCGCCCUACCCUGCAACCCCUCCCCUCAAGGAGCACUUUUUAAAAAAGAAAAAGAAAAUACUGACAAUCUCUCUUGGUGAAAAGAGAGAGGACGGGACUUCAACACUGAAGCCUUUGUUGUUUUUUGAAUUGCCAACCUGAGUGAUUCUUGACUUUCUAGUGGGUGCCGAUUGUCGCGGCACCCCGAGAUGAAAGAGUCUCUUACCUGUUUGCCUCGCUACCGUUCACAGUAUGCAGAUAUUAAACAUUUAUUUGUGUUAAAGACAUGCACACAUACAUGCUUUCAAACAUACACACACACACACACACACACACACACACACACACACACACACACACACACACACACAGAACACAAACUACACAAUCAGUACGCUCGUCGGCUUGAAUGGCAAAGAAGCACAGCAGGAUCUCUCAAAAGUUUACAGACUUUUAACAUUUUUUUUGUGUUCAGGAAAACAUCACAUAACCCCCGACAUAUAACAUGAUUUAAUCUCACGUCAAAGUGGAAGAGGUUUCCGAGAAGAUCCGGGAGCGACGCAUCGCUUAUAGGCCAACAGAGAGGAAAACGAGAAGGAUGUUGUUGCUAGGAGACGGUUGCCGAUGGCGUGGGGGUACGGGGCGGGCCUUUGAUGACUUAACCUUCCUCUCAGGUUAAAAAGGAGUCGGAUGCAUCGUCUCAGACUGUGGAGGAGAGUUUUAAAAAAAGAAACGUUAAAGAAGCACUCAUCUUUUAGUGUUUGGAUAGGGACGGUUUAAUAAUUAAUGUUUGUUUUUUAAUAAGUCACCUAAUUCAAUUGUAGCAGCCAACACGGGUGUACAGUAAAAUAUUUGAACGGAGCGUAGAAGUGGAUUUUGGUAUUUUGCCAGGCAAAAUGUAUUUUCCUAUUUAUUGUGAAGUCCUCGUGCUUUUUUCUGUUCCGGUUUAGGCUGUAAGUACAGUAGAAAGGCAAUAAAACAAACACUUACCCAUUAAGUUAGUUCAUACUACAGUUUUUUUUGAUACAAUCAUACAGAAACACCGAGUACAGUUUAUGUAUUUGUUUGGAUUGAUUGCUGAUGGUCUUUUAAUUGUUUUUAACAAAGUCCGGGAAGAAAAAAAAAAAAAAGUCUGAUGUGCUAUCAGGGUGUAGAAGUCGUAGAAUAUUUGUGUUUGUCAUUAAAAAAAAAGUCACAAAUGUA